Molecule: messenger RNA, 4731 nt
Organism: Moneuplotes crassus
Lineage: Eukaryota; Ciliophora; Spirotrichea; Euplotida; Euplotidae
Source: the annotation of a GenBank genome assembly
AUGAAAAAGAAAGCUAUUCAAUCUAGUAGCUUUAGGGUUCACAAAGAUUCUGAAACUGACCAAUCUGACGAUGACAGUGUAUUAAUCAGACCGGUAACAACCGGCGGAAGGAUCAGGAUUUGGGAUAAAUAAAGAUAGAGCUGCCUCAACUGAAUCAUCCUUCCUUGAACUAGGACAUAGCUGUAUUUGUCAUGAGAAAAUCAAGAGAUAUAAACGAACACUCAUUGAAAGGGAAAAAGUGCUCUCCAAAGCUCUGAAGCUAAUUCGCAAAGAUCAACGAAUGAUACUUUUUGAGGGAGGAAAUAAAUCACAAGAAAGAGAGACCCCUCUUAAAAGUAGCAAAAUUUUAGAGUUCCUUCCCCAGAAAAAUCUGAACCUGGAUAAAUUGCACCUUGCUGUCCUUUAUGCAUCUCCUUUAGGCUAUGAAGUACCUGAUGGAAUGGGUUCGAAAGCAUUCAAAGUUAUUCAAGAAUUAGAUUUCCAUAAUGAUAUAAAUCAUAUAACUACGGCUAUUGAAGGAGGAAACAAUCAAGUAAAUUACUCAAUCCAAAUGGGGACUCCCAUGAAUUUUAUAUCAUCCAUCAGUAAAUCUCCUUAUGUCCUCCAUUUCAUCGGUCAUGGUAUAAGCAACCAUGAAACUUAUGGCAAAAAGGAAGAUUGACUCGUGCUUGAGAAUAAAGAUGGAUCCGGCCAACUUGUGUCUUCAAGAAAGCUUGAGAUGAUUCUUGAUGUCUGCAAUUUCAAACUAGAUGUUGUCUUCCUAUCAUCUUGAUACUCUGAAAACCAAGCAGAUGUCUUCUUGAACGCUGGUGCAAAACAUGUAGUUUGAAUACAAAGGAACAAGAAAGUUAUGGACGAAGCUUGAAUCAAAUUUAGCAGUGCCUUUUAUCAAGCCCUAUUUAGCGAACUUAGAACUCCAUGUGAAGCAUACAAUAUUGCUCAACAGACUUUGAGUAUCUCACAAGGCUUAGAAGGACAGAGUGCUCUGUUUAUCAUGAAGACGACUAAUUCAAUAAAUGAACCUCAUUCAUGCCAUAAUUUUAUCUUGUACAAAGGUGUUACUAAUAGAAUAGAUAAGCUUAGCAAGGGAAUUUGAUUUAUGAAGAAUUUGCCAACGAAGCCAGCUCCCUUUGUAGGAAGAAACCAAGAUGUUAGAAGAGUACUCCAAAUUUUAAAAGAAGGCAAGAGGCUUAUCACAAUCACAGGAGAGCCAGGAAUAGGGAAAACAACAGUUGCCCACGCUGUCAUUCAUUAUUUGAAAGAGAGAAAUGAAGAACUCAUCAAAAAUGGUGUUGUCUUCUUAAGCGGGAAUAAUUGAGCUUCUCUUCCAACUUGGCUACAUACUUUCAAUACCAAAAUAAUAGAAGCGAAUGAGAAGGUCUCAGUGAAAUUGCAAAAUAAAAAGGACACCUUACAAGUAUUCAAAGAGAUAAUGAAGAAAAUAAAAGAUCUGGAUAUGCUACUAAUUAUUGACAAUGCUGAAAGCUUCUUAAUCUCCAUUAACGUCUUGAAAGAAUUUUUGGAAAUGAUCUUUGAAAGAUCACAGCACAUUAAAGUACUUCUGACUUCUAAAAUUGAGCCAAUUUCAUACUUAGGAGGCAUUAAUGGAGUGCAUGAUUCUGUCAUCAGACUAAAGCCUCUUACUCCUCAAUUUUCUGAAAGGCUCCUCUGAGAAAAAGCAGACAAAAUGAUAGCAAAAGAUGAAAGAUUACAACUACAGAAGAGAGAGCCAGAAAGAAUCCAUGCUGGGUUUAAAAAUGGAUACCAACAUCUUUUUGGCUAUCUCCUUGGAGGCCAUCCAAUUACAAUCUCUCUGGCAGCAAAUAUUUAUUCGACCAACGACUUGAACCAUUUAUAUGAAACUUUGGUGAAGUCGACAAUUCUAAACUCCUUGACUCAGGGAACUGCAGGAGACUUAGUUGUUAAGAAUCUGACUUUGUCUCUGAAUCUUUCUCUAAAAUUAUACAACGAUAAGAAGAUAUACGACUUCUUUAACCUAAUGGGAUAUCUCCCUGGAGGAGCUAGGAAGGAAGACAUUGAUGCUCUCUGGCAAAAAGUGUCUGGCAACUCCCUUAAUGAAUGGCAUUCCUUCUGUAUCUAUCUAGAAAAAGCAUCCAUUAUAAUGAGGAAGAAGAUCAAACAGAACAAAAAUGAGAUAGAGAUAUUCCAGCUUGUUCCUAUGAUCAAAAAUAUUGCAGAAGAAACAAGCGAGGAGAAAGACAAGAAGAUCCAUAAGAUUGUUACAAAAUAUUACAUUCAGAUAUUGGAAGCGAUCCUCAAAGAGAAUUCAGUGAGAGAGUCUUCCGAAGACAACCAGUCUAUCAUGAACAAUCUCUGGUUCUUUGAAAUGAAUAUCUGGGAAUGAGUCUAUCGAGCCCUUGAGAUUAAGAAAUAACAUUGAUUUUUCAGAAAUUGAUAGGAACAAUAGCAUGGCCAGUAUAGACAAAGCAAGCAACUUUAGUCCUGAAAAAGAGAAGCAUUCAAAGUUUGAACCUAUCCAGAAGAAAAAGUUUGAUAACACUCUUGACAAAGAGCUUAUUAUUGGACAAAACAAAGAGCAAUCUUCAGAACUUAGAAAUGUAAUGCUAAAUCUUUCUGGCAACAAAGGGUCAGACAACUCAGAUCUAGAGUCUAGUAAAGAAGAUAAUGAUGCUCUUGAAGACUUCAAGCCUAAAUCGAAACCCUUCAGAAAAAUUACUGAGCACAACUUUCUUAGCUUAAUGAUGAAAAAUAAGGAGAGAAGUAUUAAAGAAGAAGAGGAUGAACUAGUGCUGAAUGAUGUAAUUGAAAUGGUUAAGCCUCAAAUUAUGCCAAGGACAACUUCUAAUGAUCUGCAGGAUAGCAAUGUCCUUUCAUUUAUUGAAAAAUCAGUCAUGCCGAACAAAACAGAUAAAAAGCUUAUCAAACCCAAGCCAAAAAUUGUGAAGAAAUAAAGUUGAAGCAGGGCUAGGAGACAAUUCAUCAUUUUUACUCAGAGAAAUGGACAAGAAGCUAAAACGUACCAUAAACUCAAAAGUUGCUAAUAUUAUAAAAAGCAACAAGAAACUUUCUUCUUUGUCAAUGCCAAAAGAUGAACUUUUUUCGAAACUCUCACACAAAUUAAUGGAGAUGCAAGAGCAGCACAAACUGUACAAAGGCAAUGCCGUCAAUGAAAUCUCAAAGAAGGGUAAAACAGUUAAGAAGAUCAAUGACGACGUCAAGAUAAUGAUUCUUUACCUGACCAAUCUCAUCCUUUUCUCUAAAAAGACAGAUGUUGUCAAGGUUAUUGAAGAAUACGGAAAAUAUUUUUAUGACAAAAACUUAUGAGAAGCAAACCUCAGAAAACUAAAAGGACUAGCACUUAUCAGAAAUAAAAAGGACAACAGCUUUGAGACCUCUACAGAAGCAAUAAAAGAAUUCCUGCAUGCAAAAGUAAUCUUCCAGAAGCACGAUUGUUACCAUGGAGUUGGCAUAUGAUGAGCAGGUGUUGGAUUUGUCCUCUAUGAAAUAUUUACUCACUAUGUUAAGAACAAAUCUGCUUUGCUAGACUAUGCUAAACGAACAUUCAUAGAAAGCUUAAAUAACUACACUAUCAUUGCUCACGACUAUGGAAUGUCAUAUUGAUACGACAUGCUUCAAGAUAUUAAAAGAGAGCUAGGUCAAAACUUCUCAGAGGAAUAUAGAAGAUAUAUGACCCUACAAAACAAGAUCAGGAAUGAUAUCGACCAUAAGAAGAACACAUUCAUUGAAAGAGUUCAGGGAGUUGAAAUGAGCUUACUCAUUGAAAAUGUCAUGGAAGUGACUUCCUCUGCCACCUUAGAAGAGCAUAGGAAUGACGACAUAGACGAAAUGGUAAGUAUAAAAUACAUCAUGGAUAGAAGGAAAAUGGUUGAGUCAGUCAACCAAGCUAACGAGCAAGAGUACAACAACCAUAUGUCCAACUUCAUUGCUAUCGUCUCAGACCCAGGCAGAGGAGACAGCCAAGUCUUUAUACCGUUAGUUAACAAAAAGAUCCAGGACCGAACAAGAGGGUCACUUGAGGUACAAGAUAAGGGAUCCAUACAAAGCUCGCUUAAUAAACUUAAACUUGGAAUGAAAGUCAGGGAUAAGUUCAAGAGUAAGAUUAAAGGACAGAAUAAUGGAGAAGUCUCACCUUCGAAAGAGUCAGGACCAUACUUUAAAUCCUUAACUAAUGUGAAGAGCAAAGUGAGGGUCAACUUCAAUGACUCUACCAAGAAACUCAAACCCAAGAGGACAAAGACAUUUGGGUCAGACGACCUUAGUGAAGAUUCAAGCGACCUUGAGUUCUGUGAGAAUCAAAGGUUUUACAGUCGACUGCAGAAAAUUAGUGAGCCUGCCAUGAAUACCAUAAAAGAAAAAUUUCUGGGCAAAGUUAAGAAAUCCAAAAAGAGAGAGGAGAGCAAUCCUCUCGAAAUCGAAGAAGAAUCAACAAUACAGUAUUCAGUAUUUAAAAAGAAGAAAAGGAGGGAGGUAGGAUUUCUCAGAAAAAGUAAUCCUUCAAGUCUUGGAAGGAAAGGGAAGUUACAAAUGAGAAAUAUUGUUGAUAAGCUCCAACUUAGCACUAAAAAGCACCUGCCAAAGAUAGCGAAUAAAAUGCGAGAACAAAUGUCUCCUAACCUCCCUAGCAUCAGCAUUGUACCUUUGAAAAACAUGAUGACCGAGAAAGACUUUGCUGAAGUAGCUUUUAGAGCUGCUGCUAGUAAAAAUAGCGAUUAUAUGUCUAUCCAAUAG